Molecule: messenger RNA, 271 nt
Organism: Malurus melanocephalus (red-backed fairy wren)
Lineage: Eukaryota; Metazoa; Chordata; Aves; Passeriformes; Maluridae
Product: protocadherin-11 X-linked-like
Exons: 2
Source: RefSeq, a predicted model, not a curated record
CACACAAAAGAAGUGGGAAGGCCACAAACUCCUUUGAAAGAAACAACCUUGGAGGCCUGGACUCAGCCACAGCCCCAGCGCCGCGUCACCUUCCACCUGCCCGACGGCUCCCAGGAGAGCUGCAGUGACAGCGGGCUCGGCGACCACGAGCCCACCAGCGGGGCCAGCGCCUCCCAAACGCUGCCCCUGGGCUUCCCCCAGGACGAGUUCUACGAGCAGGCGUCCCCCAACAGCCGCACGGAGGGAGACGGCAACUCCGACCCCGAGUCCA